Molecule: messenger RNA, 1533 nt
Organism: Cordyceps militaris CM01
Lineage: Eukaryota; Fungi; Ascomycota; Sordariomycetes; Hypocreales; Cordycipitaceae
Product: Tetratricopeptide-like helical
Exons: 6
Coding region: 1-1533 (510 amino acids)
Molecular function (GO): protein binding
Source: RefSeq, a predicted model, not a curated record
AUGCCUCCAUACAACAUGCUCGUAACUGCGCGCAGCAAUCUGAUCCAUAGAGGAUCCUGGAGCAUUUCCGAGUUCAUAGUGAUUUAUGACCGAAAUACGAGACAAAUAGAUAGCAUGCCCGGCACUAACUCUCUUGAAGCGGUAUGGCGGCUCUCUUUCCAGUCCCUAAGUCAAGACUGCGCCACCCUGCUGGGCAUCAUGUGCUACCUGACGCCAGAUUCGAUCCCUCAGGUACUAUUUGAGCCCGUCGGUGUGCAAGACCUGCCCAGUGAGCUAGAAAUUUGUCGUGAUCAGCUUGCUCUUUCCAACCUUAUUGACGAGCUACUGACGCUCGCUCUCAUCAAGCGGGAAAAGUCGGCACGCAUUCUUUCUCUGCAUCGCCUGAUGCAACAGCAAUUUCGCCAUUUUUCCUCCCCCGCCGAUAAUCAACGUUUUUUCUACUAUACAACAUGUCUUCUUUUCGAGGCAUUCCCUCAGUCAGACGCCAAGAAGGGGCAGCUCUACGACCGGUGGACCGAGUGCCAGCGGUAUUUGCAGCACGUCCUCAACCUCAAGAACCAGUACAAGGAGGCCGCGACGAGUACACAGCCACUUGUACCCAGCUUAAAAUUCCUUCUCGAAUCUGCCUCCUACACGGAAGUUCAAGAUUCCCUGGCUGUAGCCAUAUCCGCGUUUGAUGAAAUCGCGCCAGAGGAGAAGAACCAGUACUUGUACGCCGAUUUGUGCGCUUCGUCGGGUUUAGCGUGGGCACAUCGCGGUUCCUUUUCCCUCGCGCGGCCAUGGCUCGAGCAGUCGCACAAGAUCCGCUCAGCAGCCGACCCGCCCGACGGGUUGGAGCUGAGCUGGGCAGAGAUUAACAUGGCCAACCUGGAAGCCUCUGUGGGCAACUUCUCGUCGUCGCUGGAAUGGCAGAUCAAGGCGCUCCGGAACCGUCAGAGCACCGGCGGGGAAGAUGCAAAGCACAUGCACUCCCAGGCUAUCCUCUACCAGAACCUGGGACGAUGCAAGUAUCUCGUGGGUAACUUUGCGGAGGCACAGGUCUGGUGUCACAUUGCCGUAAACCUUCUCUCCGAGUCUGAGAACUGGGCUAUGCUGGCAUACACCUAUUUCGUACGCGGCAAUAUCGGCCGUGCGGAAGGUGACUUUGCUCGGGCCCAAGAGGAAUACACGCAGGCACACCGGGUAUGGCUUGAAAAGGGCCUGGUCCGCACGCACCAUUUCAAUGGCGCAUGCCUCUACAAGCUCGGAUGUGUGGCCUUUGACCAAGAUGACUCUGUGUCUGCCAUAAAACACCUGCAGGAAUCCCUCGUCAUUGCCAAACUCCAUCAGAAUGUCCUCGUCGCCGACUACGCGCGCGUGCUACGCAAACUCUCGGUCGUCUUGCGCCGCCAGCCCGGGCACGAAGCGGAGGCUGAGGCCUGGAGAGAAGAGGCCGAGGCAAUCGCACGAGUGCGCCUCGGGGUACAGGAGGGGGCUUGCAUUGCCAAUGAUGAGCAGACGUAUGAUGAACUUGUUUAUAUUCUAUGGCGCUAG